UAUUCUAACGUAGCUACUUCAGGCAACAUCGCUCCUAUAGCCCUGCCUUCUGGUAAUGAACUCAACAAUCAGUUCGCUGGUGCCACUGCCACUGCAUCUGGUUUCGGCCUCACCAGGGAUGGUGGUAGUGUCAGCCAAACCUUGAACCACGUCAACUUGCCUGUGAUCACGAACAGUGUGUGCUGGCUGUCCUUCCCUGGAAUUAUCCAGUCUUCUCACAUUUGCACCAGCGGCGCCAACGGUAGGAGUACUUGCGAUGGUGACUCCGGUGGCCCCCUUGUCGUAACCAGCAACAACAGACGCAUCUUGAUUGGUGUGACCUCAUUUGGUUCCGGUCGUGGUUGCCAAGUCGGAGCGCCUGCUGCCUUCGCCCGAGUUACCUCUUACAUCAGCUGGAUCAACCAGCGUCUAUAA
Messenger RNA from Helicoverpa zea (corn earworm), 414 nucleotides. RefSeq names its product collagenase-like. The annotation marks the transcript as partial. Lineage: Eukaryota; Metazoa; Arthropoda; Insecta; Lepidoptera; Noctuidae. The transcript is spliced from 4 exons. Gene Ontology annotation, biological process: proteolysis. The record is from RefSeq and is a predicted model, not a curated record. Gene Ontology annotation, molecular function: serine-type endopeptidase activity.